AUGUACAAUGAGAUCCACAAAGGCGAGAAUGCCCAGGACCAGUGUGAGUACGAGCUGGAGCAGGUCCUGGAAGCCCAGCACAAACACACUGUGUUGGGGCCCACCGAAUGGGUGAGACAGGGCACCGAUACCUGCCUAAGACUGCUGUGCUGGAGAGCACUGCCACUGCAUUACUCCCACUAUAUCUCUUUGCGCGCUGGAGUGCUGAGCUUGGCCCGCUGCACCCUCUAUGGGAUCUCCUGGCAUUUUGACCAUGGGGAGCACGAUGCCUAUAAACCGUCUCGACUGCCCCUGCACAUGCUCACCCCCUCUGCCCCAGUGGUGCUGGUCCGGAAGGACUACUGCACAGGAAGAGACUGCACAACACGAUAG
Messenger RNA from Fukomys damarensis (Damara mole-rat), 372 nucleotides. RefSeq names its product transmembrane protein 11, mitochondrial-like. Gene Ontology annotation, biological process: inner mitochondrial membrane organization. The transcript has a single exon. Bases 1 to 372 code for a protein of 123 amino acids. Lineage: Eukaryota; Metazoa; Chordata; Mammalia; Rodentia; Bathyergidae. Gene Ontology annotation, cellular component: mitochondrial inner membrane. The record is from RefSeq and is a predicted model, not a curated record.